Messenger RNA from Parnassius mnemosyne (clouded apollo), 1965 nucleotides. NCBI's taxonomy places the organism in Eukaryota, Metazoa, Arthropoda, Insecta, Lepidoptera, Papilionidae. The record is from the annotation of a GenBank genome assembly.
ACGAACGCAAAAUUAGAAAAUUACGUGAACGCGAUAUCGGACGACAUCGCCGAAUACGCGUCAUAUCAUCCGAUUCUUCCAAUAGUGAAGGUAAGCAUAUAAACUUUUUUAUUAUUACGAUUCAUCAUGAGUAGAGAUUACGUAACUUUUAGGUUUCGUUAACACGUGUUGUUUUUUACACGCUACCAGCUUUCAUCAGAACAGGCCGUGAGCCUCGUUUGUUGAAAAAAUAACCUUCAUCAGGACAGGCCGUGAGCCUCGUUUGUUGAAAAAAUAACCUUCAUCAGGACAGGCCGUGAGCCUCGUUCGUUGAAACAAAAUGCUUCACCAGGGCAGGCCGUGAGCCUCGUUUGUUGAAGUAAUUCACUUUUCUAACCCUAAAAAUAUUCGUUUUAGGUGUUGAAGAUGCCAAUCAACCUGAGUUAAGCCUUAAAAAUAAUGCGAAGGAUCUCGGGAACUCUUCAGGACAGUGUCCCACACCAUCCAUCAGAGAGCCUGAGCCCAUGCCGGAGCCCGAGCUUACGCCAGAACCUGAGCUCGCAGUGGAGCCAGUGUCUAGACCAGAGACCAGGACAGAGAAACCAUUAGAGCCACUGGCUUUGGAGGCAACCUCGUUGGAACAAAACCCGAACGAUGAAUCAGCCGAACCAGAAUUGGACCCUGAACUUUUAGAAUCCCUCGGUGAAUCCACCAGCGAUACCCCAGAGUUUGGAGAAAGAAUUCACGAGAGUUUAGCCAAAUUGUGGCUUCCUCUACUCGUCAAAGGCUUGCCAAAAGAUAAAAAAGAAAAAAAUUUGAAGGAGUACUUAAUCCCGGACAACUGUAGGUUGCUGCAAGCGCCUAAAUUAAACGCAGAGAUAUCAGCAGCAGUUAUAGACUCUGUAAGAAACAGGGAUAAGAUCCUGGUAGUUCACCAACAACAACUAGGGUCGGGGAUAACAGCCAUUAACAGAGCGCUAAAUACUCUCUUAAGUGGGGAUGACAAGAAGAAUGCUAUCCAACAUCUUAGCAAUGCCUGCCGUAUACUAUCGGAUUUGCAUACGGUAAAUACGAAUAGCCGCAUAAAGCUCAUUACACCAAACCUGGAUAAGAACUUCCUCCACAUAGUUCAAGAUGCCGUAAGAGACGAAACUUUGUUCGGUAACAAACUUGCAGAAAAGAUCAAGGCAGCCAGAGCAAUUGAACGACAGGGUCUGCAAAUAAAAAAGACUAAUCCGAAACCUUCCAGCUCUCAAUCCAAUAGCCACCGCUCUUCUAAUUCGGGAAACUGGUCCGGCCCACCCCGGUACUCAUCGAACCGAGGCAACCGAGGUGGGAAGAAAACGACGACGCAGAGCCGCCGUCCAUACCUGAGCUCGACGCAACAGCAGCCAGCAUCGAAGCCUGCAGCAGCGAACAAGCCUCGUGCCCUGGCGCCCCAGUAACUCAGGGAACACCAUCCUUUACACGCGAGCCUUACCUUGGGUGUCGCGAGGCUCUCCAGCAAGCUUUCUCCCGAAGAUGCCCACCAGAGGCCCUCAACCUCAUGCUAGCAUCACUCUCCGAUAAAAGUAAAAGAACAGAAAACAGAGGUAAACUGUUCCUCACUCACAAGCCACCACACAGACCAGCCACGACACAAUCAAUCAGUCGAUGGAUUAAACAAGUGCUAUCGGAGAGUGGAGUGGAUGUAUCAAAGUUUGGCGCACACAGCACUCGCCACGCCUCUACCUCAGCUGCGGGCCGUGCGGGUCUCAGCGUUGAUGCCAUCCGUAAAGCUGCCGGAUGGACUCCUACAUCAAAUACUUUUGCGCGAUUCUACAAUAGAACCCUUGUCGAUGAGGGGAAAUUUGCAAGAUCUGUUUGCUUUACGUCGAAUCUUUAGGUUAAGACUGUAUCGGCACUCAUAAAUACAAAAACUAAUUGUUCCAAUUAUCGUGAUUAUAUAACGUUUCAUGUACGAUUAAUAACUAAUAAAUAUAUUCU